CGGGGGAUGGGCCCCGCUUCCGCCGUGAGUGGUGCGCUGGGGGCUCGGCGUUCCCACCCGCACUAUUUAAAGCGGAAUGGUGCCUGGCACUCCCAAGCGUCAAGCCCCCGGCCACGGAAACGUAGGCCCUUGUUGGCCCCGGACUCUGCCCGCUCUCCAGGCUGAUUUGCGAAGCUGGCGCCUGCCCCGGGCUCCUUGGCGCCCCGGGACGGGGUUUGUCUGCAGGCGCACGGCUGACUUCGGGGGCUGAUGGUUCUGUGUUGUGCGCUGCCCUGUGCGCGGUGGACGAGCACCUGCAACAGUGACCGGCACAUGGGGGAGUGGAACAGUGUCCCUAAGAACUGGCCCGAGCGUAGCUUCCGACGUGGGACCCACGGCUGAAUGAUGGGAGUAGCGCGGGACCGGUGCUUCUAACUUCCUCUGUCUUCAAGGCCAGCUGAGAGAAGCAUGCAGCCGUUACCUGGGCAGUGGGCUUGCAGGGACCAUCUAGAAGCUGCCGGCCAUGUAUGUCUUCUGAAAGAUGCCGUUGACCUGGAAAGCUCAUCUGAAAUCGCCCACCUCAUCAGGGCUGAGAACCUGGAGGCAGCAUUGGCUCUUCAUCUGUACAGAGGAGGCCGGCUCGUGCAAGGUCAUGGAAUCCCUUUUGGAAUCAUCUUUGGUGGAACUGAUUUGAAUGAAGAUGUUAACCAGAGAGAAAAAAAUGAAGUGAUGGGAAAGGUCCUCGAAGAAGCCAGAUUUGCUGUCGCUUUCACAGAGUCGAUGAAGGAAGCGGCGCAGACACAGUGGCCGCAUGCCAGGGGUAAGAUCUACGUCCAGAGUCAAGGAGUCGUGACAGUACCAAACGCUGCCUUUAACUGGAACACCUUCCUUCACUGUUCAGGGAUUAACCAAAAUGCUGAUAAUUUACACAUCUUUCUCCUGGUGUGUGGACUUAGACAAGUUAAGGACCCUCUUUACUUGGUGGACGCAUUCUCAGAAUGGCAUCAAGAAGAGCCUAAUGUUUACAUGGUGAUCGUGGGUCCUGAAGUCGACCCAGUGUUUACAAGGGAAGUAAAAGCCAAAGUAAAGAGGACGGCUGGGGUGCGGCUGCUGGGAGAGAUGCCCCAGGAGGACCUACACGCAGCGCUGAAGAACUGCUUCGCGGUGGUGAACAGCUCUGUGUCUGAGGGCAUGUCCGCUGCGAUUCUGGAGGCGAUGGAUUUGGAAGUCCCUGUGCUGGCCAGGAACAUCCCCGGGAACGCGGCGGUGGUGAAGCAUGAGGUCACAGGGCUGUUGUUUUCAGACCCGCAGGAGUUUGUUCAAUUAGCAAAGAGACUGGUUCGUGAUCCUGCGUUGGAAAAAGAAAUUGUGGCCAACGGAAGGGAGUACGUGAGAAGGUAUCACUCAUGGCAGGCGGAAAGAGACACCUAUCAGAGCCUCGUCCAGACCCUCGAGGGAAGCAUCGACGAGUGAGGGCGCUCGCCUGGUGUUCUCACGCGCCCACCUGGGGCCACCGCGGACGCACGGCCCUGGGUGAACACCAGAGACAGAGUUCUGGGCCAGUGGGGCCGGUCCGGUCCAAAUCAUGCCAGUUUCAAUGGAAUCAUCGAUAAACAACAUCAGUUAUAAGGCAGAACCUCAUCCAAAACCUGUCAGGGCUUCCAGAGAACAUCCCGGACGUGUCUACCAGAUCAGCUCCUGGGGGCUCCGGGGGGCUCCUAGGGGCCGGGCAGGGGGAGGCGGGGAGAGAGCGGUGUUAGCCGCUACGGGACUUAGAGGCAAGCCGCGCAGCACAGACACGUCCCACCUGCCUUCUGAUGACCUGUAACUCAUUGUUCAAAACCAGCAACUGAAGUCCAACGUGUCCACAGAAAGGAGUCCACAGAAUAAAGUGUGUCGCCG
This is a messenger RNA of Neomonachus schauinslandi (Hawaiian monk seal), 1881 nucleotides long. It is a transcript of the gene GLT1D1, whose product is annotated as glycosyltransferase 1 domain containing 1. Bases 448 to 1452 code for a protein of 334 amino acids. Gene Ontology annotation, molecular function: glycosyltransferase activity. The transcript is spliced from 13 exons. Lineage: Eukaryota; Metazoa; Chordata; Mammalia; Carnivora; Phocidae. The record is from RefSeq and is a predicted model, not a curated record.